CUGGCGGGGGUGGCUCACAGCUCUCUUCCUUUUGCCACUAUGGACAGGGCAUUGCAGAGAGAGACAGGAGCGCUCGCUGGCUUUGACCUCCCUGGGUCCAGUGUCUGAGCAGAGGGGAAUGCUGAAGAAGCACAGGAGAAAAGCCUCUGAAGCUCUCCAGGAACCUUCAGAGAAGAUCAGAGGGCGGCAGGCUGAGGCUGAGUUUUGGAAGCAGAGGCAGCAGUUCAGGAAGAUGGUGGAAAGUUGGAAGUCUUUUAACUUCCACUCUCAGCAGAAGAUCACAAACCAGCACAAUGAAAUCAAGACCCGGAAGAAAGAGCGGGAUGAGAUCACCUUGCUUUCGAGGUUCAUUAAGUCCUCAAAUAACUUGCAUCUGAAUGAGAAAAACUACAUGGAGCUGCGUUUUCUGCUGCAAACCAAGGAGGGCUAUGAGACCUCGUUUGAAUCAAUGAGAAAGCUGUUAGCUGAACUAGAUGAGAAGAUUGUUCAGAUGGAAAAAAAGAUUAUAAGCCAAAAACAGAUCUUCACAAAAAUACAGGAGGCCAAUAACCCCCAUAAACUGCACAAACAGAUCCAUGUUUUGGAAACCCGUUUGAAUCUUGUUACUGUUCAGUUUGAUAACAUGCUGACCACCAAUGCUAAGCUCCGGAAUGAGAUUGAGGACCUACGGUAUGAGAAGGCUGCUUAUGACAAUGUUUACCAGCAGCUCCAUCGGUGCCUGAUGAUACAGAAGAAAACCUUGAACGUGGUCAUUGAGCAGCAUGCUCAGGCUUAUGACCAGAGGCUGGAAGCCAUGACUCGAAUGGUGGCCAUGAAGUACCGCCAGCAGGAGGAUAUCUCUCAGUACAACCUGAAGAUCCAAGAGCUGGAGCAUCUUGCUCACGAGACCAAGCUCAAGUCCUUCCUCCUCAUCAAACUGAAUGAUCGCAUGGAGUUUAAGGAGCAGGCCAAAAAGGAAGAAGCUCUCAAGGCAAAGAAACACAGGAAGAAGAACAAGGGUGAGAAUUUUGAGAGCUACGAGGUGGCCCUCCUUCAGCUUCUGAAGCCGACUGAGAACGGGAACCUGAACCAGCCCAUUGAAGAACUUCUGGCCAAGGAGGAGAAGAACCUUGCUUUGUUCACAUAUGUCACAGAAUUCAACAGUGACAUGGAGAUAAUGCACAAGAAGACCGAGAAAAUCCAGAAUGAAAUCAUCCUCUUGCGAUCCCUGCAGAAACCGGCCCGUGAUGACUGCCACUCCGUCCUGAGACAGCUGGAGGAGAAACUAAAGAAGACCACGGAGGAGGCAGAUAUGUAUGAGAAAAGCUACAGGGAGAUCAAGACUCUGGAGUAUCUCAAGAAUUCAGUGGAGAAUCUGCUUAAGAAGAUAAAUUGUGAUGCCACCAAGAUCCUGGUGCAAUUAGGGGAGACAGGGAAAAUCACCAAAACCAACCUUCUGCAGUACCUUGCCAUCAUUGAAAAGAAGACCAACGACCUGCUGCUGUUAGAGUCCUACAGGCGGAUCCUGGAUCCAGAGACCGAGACCCUGCUACCCUUCAUCAACCCGUUCUGGGGGGGCUCUACCCUACUCAAGCCUGUGGAUCCUGUCAAGGUCAUCCCCCCGGUGCUCCGGUCUGAUCUCUUUGCUGACGGGUUGGAUGAGGUGGACCAGCCCCUGGACCACAGCAGCCUUCAGCAGCUGGUGCUCAGCAACCACACUGCAAGAGAGUCUCAAAGCAGAGAGGUGCACUCAGGCAGCAUACCUGAGAAGCGGAGUGAUAUGAGGGCCAAGAAGAAGUUAACGGUCUGAGGUGGAUGGGACUCCGUUUGUACCAUAACCCAGAGAGAAUAAAUGUUUUGUUCUGUAACUCCAGUGCCUCACAUUCAUUACUAAGAGACUAGGGUGCUGGGAACCAUGUGGGACAGGGUAGAGGAGCAGGAAGGGUUGAGUUGCAAAGCCGGCUGGGGGACAGAGUUGU
Manis pentadactyla (Chinese pangolin) is the source of this 1958-nucleotide messenger RNA. It is a transcript of the gene CCDC63, whose product is annotated as coiled-coil domain containing 63. The coding region runs from base 119 to 1789 and encodes 556 amino acids. The record is from RefSeq and is a predicted model, not a curated record. Gene Ontology annotation, biological process: outer dynein arm assembly; cilium movement. The transcript is spliced from 11 exons. NCBI's taxonomy places the organism in Eukaryota, Metazoa, Chordata, Mammalia, Pholidota, Manidae. Gene Ontology annotation, cellular component: axoneme.